Paramecium sonneborni is the source of this 749-nucleotide messenger RNA. NCBI's taxonomy places the organism in Eukaryota, Ciliophora, Oligohymenophorea, Peniculida, Parameciidae. The record is from the annotation of a GenBank genome assembly.
AUGAAAUCAAACUAAUAUACUCUAAUUUCAAUUGAAGGUAAUAUAGGUUCUGGUAAAAGCACACUUUUAAAAUUGAUAUAAUAAAAAUAUCCUGAUGUAAUUCUGGUUAUAUAUUUAGUUACGAUUUAUUCCUGAACCUGUUAAUGAAUGGAGAAAUAUUAAUGGAGAUGAAACUUUAAAUUUAUUAGGUUCUUUUUAUGAAAACCCUACUAGAUGGGCUUACACAAUGCAGGUUUAUGCCUUUUUUAGUAGAUUAAAACAUUGGAAAGAAGUUCUCUCUGAUCCGAAUAUUCCAAAAAAUAAACAUCUAAUCCUUAGUGAAAGAAGUAUAGAAGCAGACAAAGAAAUAUUUGCAGUGAAUGGUCAUAAAAAUGGAAUAAUAAACAAUUUAGAAUUUGCUUUAUAUGAGAAAUUCUAUGAUUGGUUAUGUUAAGAAGUAUUUGGAAAGAAAGUUUAAAAGCAAAUGAUUAUUUAUUUGCAAGUAGAUCCAGAGGUCUGUCAUUUAAGAAUACAAAAGCGAGCAAGGGAAGAAGAAAAAGUAAUACUUCUAUUUUUAUUAUUUUAAGAAUACAAUUUCUUAGGAAUAUCUGAUAUAAAUUCAUAAUAGACAUGAAGAAUGGUUAUUGAGAGAAAAUCAUAAAAAUACUUCAAUAUUAGUAUUAAAUGGAGACAAAGAAUUUGAAUCUGAUAUUAAAUAAUAAGAAAAGAUGUUUAAAAACAUUGAUAACUUUUUAAAAUCUAUUUUAUGA